AGGCUUCAAAACAUUAUACACUAGUUCCAGUAGAAUGGUUAAAAAAUGUAUUGUUUUGGGCUGCACGUCACUGCGAAGUGAAACAAAACAUUUUGGGUUUCCUAAGGAUGAAAAAUUAAUUAAAAAAUGGCUGCAUGCUUGCCUUGGUCCAGGAUAUAAAAUAGAAUUCAACCCAAAUGUUGCAGUUGUGUGUGAAAAACACUUUAGUUCUAAACAAAUGCAACGCAACCUCAAGUACGAGUUGCUUGGAAUCACCCCAGGACGUAGCUACCGACCUAUAAAAGUGGAUGCUGUACCAGAUCAAUUUUUGCCACAACAAAAUUGUGGUUCAAAUCUCUUGCAAGAUGAAACUGAGCUCAUACAGCGACCAAAUGGAAGAAGUGCAAGAAAAGUUAAAUUCAAGAAAUCCUCCUGCAGCUGUUGUGAUCAUUCAACUCAUCAUCCAAAUCAGGACAGAAAAAUGAAGAUACAAAAACCUAAUUUGGAGAGCCAACAGAAAAAUAGUAAACUAGUUGCACAUUCUGAUGCAAAAGAAAAUCUUGAGAAAACUAAUGAAAAUUUUCCAGGAUCAUCGGGAGAGCUUGAUGUCAAGAUAGAUCCUGAAGUUGAUGGCAUAGAGAAGUUUUUAAAUGUGGAGCUGUUACAAGGAGACUGGGCAAACCUCAAGCCGUGUUCUGUCAAACUAGAGCCAUUGUGGCAGGAUUUGCUAUCACCUGAGAAUCUUAUUCUGAAAAAUGAGGAUGUUCAAGUGAAGGAAGAAUUUGACAGUGAUGAAAAACCUCCGAACACUGUUGAUGUUCUACCCUCGCUUAUUGGCAUCAAACGGAAAUGCCCUGAGGAGCCUUCAACUGGACUUGGCAAGAAUAAGUGGGCACGCAUACAUGCAGCUGAUGUCACCUCUCCUGUCAACGCUGCUGAGGUCACCUCUCCUGUCAAUGCAGCUGAUGUCACCUCUCCUGUCAACGCUGCUGAGGUCACCUCUCCUGUCAAUGCAGCUGAUGUCACCUCUCCUAUCAACGCUGCUGAGGUCACCUCUCCUGUCAAUGCAGCUGAUGUCUCCUCUCCUGUCAACGCUGCUGAGGUCUCCUCUCCUGUCAACGCUGCUGAGGUCACCUCUCCUGUCAUCACAGCUGAGGUCUCCUCUCCUGUCAAUGCAGCUGAUGUCAUCUCUCCCGUCAACGCUGCUGACGUCACCUCUCCUGUCAACGCUGCUGAGGUCACCUCUCUUAUCAACAUACCUGACAUACAUUUUGCUGUCAGCACAGACGUCAACUCUCCGGUCACUACAGAUUUCAAGAUUCCUUCAGCCUGCAAUAAGACCAGGAGUCAGCCUAAAGCUUAUACCACGCCGGCUGCUGCCAAAACAAAAGCUUCGUUGACACAAAAAACGGUGCGUUCAACUUUUCAAUUCAAGCAAUGGGCGGGCAGACUGCGUGGCGAGCUCGCCCUCCUGCACCCUCAGCUCAGUGCAGUGGAGCUGGAAGAUAAACUUAAGGAAGAACUCUGGGCUCUGCUGCCAAAGAAGUCCAUCAAAAUCAGUAAAUGGGAAGAGAAAACCAUCAGGUUGGAGCUUGGACUUCCAUUGAAUCCAGAAACCAACCCAACGGACACCAUUCCAAGCAAUAGUCGUCCAGCAGUCAAGACCAGACACUCCUUCAACAUCCCUAAGAAAAAAAACUGCCACUUUUUCAAAAUAGCUCAAGUAAAAACCAGCUCCGACUUCCCUGAGACAGAGCAAAGCCACUCAUCCGGAAUCUCUGAAAUAAAGACCAACUCCAACGCAACAACUGACAGUGAUGGUAUGAGCUCCAUCAUCGAAAAAGUAUCAAAUAAUAAUGAAUUAAAUAAUGACUCUACUAAAAGUAUAUUUCAUCUUGAUAAUCAAUCUAAGACGACUGUGAUCGGCUAUCCUUUAUGUGACGAAACGGCAUAUAAAACUACUGCGACAAUGACCACGCCUACUAGUCGUGCUGCAGCUACUACCACCUCUGCCAACACUGCCACUACUACCACCUCUGCCACUACUACCACCUCUGCCAACACUGCCAUCUCUAUCCCCGCCUCCGCUACUUCAACUAUUGCCACCACUACCUCAAAUUCAGCUACGAACGAGACCUCAUUGAACAUAGAUGCACCGAUGGUCAUUAACAUAUCUUCUACUGGCCAACUAGAUUCUAUCAGUGUAAAAGAUGGCGGAGUUUCAGCCACUUCGCUAACUGCUACUCGUACCACCAUUAAUGAUGGUGAAUCAACUACCCUCCGCACCACUCAUGACGGUAGUGAACAAAGAAAAAUUUCUAUCUCGCAAGCAUCUGGUAGUAUCAAGCUGCAUGCAAUAACCAUCGCUACCAAGAAAUUUACAAAGAAAUUGAAAUUGACCUCGAAUGAUUCAGCUGACCAACUUGAUUUUAACCCUAGUUUCUACGGACAAGAUUCAGGAUCGAUCACUCCCUCUACCGUCGCUUCUGGGUCCCAUGGUCGUACGAAAGCUUCAUAUUCGAAGUUACUGAGAGCUGACUUUCCUUGGUCAGAUUUUGAAGUAGGAGACGCGAAUGAGGACUCAACUAUGGACAACGACCGCCCACAAAUAACUUGGAGUCAAGACUCAAUCCCUGUGCCACCGAAACGUCUACACUGGACUACCGGUUUCACAGACCACCUUCUGAAUUUAAAUGAUCCCAGUCCGUAUGAUAUUUUUCGACUCUUGAUUUCAGAAGACGUGAUCAAGUUGUUGGUCACCCAAACUAACUUGUACGCAGCUAGCAAAAAUAAUUCAUUCAAGUGCACUCACGCGUCUGAAAUGCGCACGUUCCUUGGAAUUUGUAUUUUCAUGGGCCUCAAUCGACUGCCACAAGUGUGUGAUUAUUGGAGUGCCGUGCCAUACAUGCAUAACCACUUCAUAGCUCAAUUGAUGACCCGAGAUCGGUACGUGUGGUUUCUUAACAACAUUCACGUCAAUUUCAAUGAAGUGUGUACGUCUGACGAUAAUCUCUUUGUUGAAGAGCUUAAACCAAUUCUUGAGAUCAUAUUACCCAAUUUUCAAAAGUUCCACCACUGUAGCAGGAGCCUUGUUCUUACCAAGUCUGAAAGUCCAAAUGAACCUGGAUCAAAUAAUUUAGUACAGCACCCUGAAUGUCAACGCCACCAAAUGUGGGUGCUGAUGGACCAGUCGAGCUACGUGCACAACCUUUGCCUAGUAGAGAAGCAAAGAAAACGUUCCAUCUCUCGUGAGCUUUUGGAACAAACAGCGAUGUUGCUCACGUGCAAUAUUGAAGACAGCAACCACCUUCUGUACCUCGAUCCUGAGAUGACCAACGUCAGGAUACUCGAAAAGUUCAAACGCAUGGGCAUCAACGCUUGCGGGCCUGUUGAAAAUUCUCUGGAAACGUCGUGCCCAGAUUUCAAUUUUAAAAAGACCAGUGUUGGGAGCGAAAAAUCUUGGCUAACCUGCUCUUCGGGUAUUGCUGCCAUAAAGUGGAGCAGAAAUCGAACCUUUGCUACCAACUUCCACAACCCAGUACAAAAAGUUUCUGUUGAGGGUGAGGAAUCAAUGUAUGAAAUCCCUUCAGGCGUCGCCGAUUAUUUCUUGAAAACCAAAGUGAAAGAAUUACAUCAACAAAAUAUCAGCAAUUGCCGUCUGUCUUACUCAGGGAGAAAGUCCUGGCUGAGAGACUUUUUCCAUGUAAUGGAUAUUGCCAUUGUCAAUGCUUAUUUGCUCUUCAGUCAUUUUGUUCCUACAAUGUCGCUCAAAGUGUUUCGUAGUUUGUGCGCGGGAGGAUUAGUGAAGGAACGACUUGUUCAACUGAAAAAAAAUGCAAGAAAAAACAAGGCUGUAAGCUGCUAGCUCUUGCGUUGCAGAUUCUCGGCCAUUUGCCAGUGCUGUUCAGAGCACAUUCCAACCAAUUUAAUCAAGCAGUGGAAUUAUUGAUUUUAAGUUUCUUUUGGAAGUGCAACAAUAUCAGUAGAGAGUUUUUUAAUGCAUUUUGCUGGUUUCAGCAGCUAUUACCGAAGGAAGGUACUUUUUUAUUUCAUUAUCUCAUAAGGUGAACAACUUUUUUUGCAGAUAUAUUAUAAAAGUUUCGCGUUUUUUUCUUCCUGGUACAGGCGGUACAACGUCAUUGUAGUAAAAAAAAACUCAAUUUUCAUGAUUUUAUUUCAAGUCGGUAUAACCGAUCGGAAGAUAACAAAACACAGUUGUCAGACACGUGAUUAUCCCCUAGGCGUAGUAACGCAUCACAUGAUCGACACGUGCAACUCCAAAUCGAUGGAUCUAUUACACAUUUUCCAGAAAUUCUUUUCACCGCGACCAAACCAAUGCAGUAAAUUCAUGUGACAGUAAAUAUUUCAAGCUUAAAGACUAACAGAUGAAUGGUUUGUUGUUAAACAAAUCUGUAGUCAGGCUAAAUAAUUAUUUCAACCAAUAAACUUCUAACCAAUCAUGAAUCGCACGUUCUGUUUAUCAAAAGCAGUUACACUACUACAGUACUACUAAUGUCCAAUGUAGACAGCAAAAAUCCACAUUUAAUCUCUUAAAAUUCAACCCACCGUUUGUUAAUGUAGCCAUCAAAACUGAAAUAAGAGAAACCUAAGUUAUGGAAAUCACUAGAGUUUUCAUACCACAGAAGAAUAACAAUAAACUUUAGCAUUGUUUGAAUAUAUGCAUCAGUUCAUUCAGCUCUACUGCAGGACGCGACACCUGCAGUUUAUUUCCACUUGCCGGAAUUUAGUUCCAUUAAUGUGCCUACAGUCCGUCAGAGGUACCCCUGCUCAUGGUUGAAUUAAUACAAUAUAUUUAUUCAGCCAU
This is a messenger RNA of Hyalella azteca, 4804 nucleotides long. RefSeq lists its product as uncharacterized. The coding region runs from base 35 to 3844 and encodes 1269 amino acids. The transcript has 11 exons. NCBI's taxonomy places the organism in Eukaryota, Metazoa, Arthropoda, Malacostraca, Amphipoda, Hyalellidae. The record is from RefSeq and is a predicted model, not a curated record.